GACACGCAAGUUAUCUCGCUUUACAGUGGUUUGGCAUGAAAUGAGAUCAAUGUGAUUUGACACAGGUGAAUGCAGGAUUGUAUUUCAGGUGAAUUAGGUUAGUUACGACUGUCCAUUAUAUAAACUGCCAAGUUUACCCGUGUCAGUAUUCGCCUAUAUAAGUACGAAGCUGCAUAAUCUGAAGAGCUUAUUUCCGGUAGUGACGUAGCCUACAGUUUUGUUUUGUUAUGUUUUUACAAAGUUGACUCACGGGUGAUUGAUACAACACGCGGGGCAAGUUGUUUGGAAAUGAUAUAAGUUAAAAAACAGAGUAAAGGCGAAAUGGGAACUCGGGGAGGUGAGCUGAAGAUCAUAAAUGUGGAUGUUUACGACGUACAGAAACGGAGAAAACCUAGUAAACAUUAUGUGUAUAUCAUCAAAGUGACCUGGUCAAAUAAGAAAGUCAAAGUAAUUUACAGACGAUAUAGCAGAUUUUUUGAUUUUCAACAUUCCUUGCUGGAGAAAUUUCCUGUAGAAUCAGGACAGCUAGAUCCCAAUCAGCGAGUAAUUCCAUUUCUUCCAGGAAAAAUAUAUUUUGGCCGCAGUCAAGUGCGGGAUGUAGCAGUGAAGAGACUCAGUCAUAUUGAUGAUUACUGCAAGGCCCUGAUUAAUCUAGACGAGAGGAUAUCGCAGUGUGAAGAGGUGCGGGACUUCUUUAGUGUGGAAGAAGACGACAUCAACCCACCCUCAGACAAUGAGAGGAAAAAGAAGGCCACCUUUGACACAGCCAGUAAGAUAUCAGAGCCCAGACUUGGGGAGCAGUACAGAGCCAUUGCUGACUACACGAAGGAGGACAAGUGGGACCUUAACCUUAAGGCUGGGACAGAGGUCGAGGUCAUUGAGAAAACUGAGAGUGGCUGGUGGUUUGUCCAUGUUCAGGAUCAGCAAGGAUGGGUGCCCAGUACCUACCUCAAACGGGCCGACGGUGGCAAAGAGGAGCUCGGGGAGAGGGCAAGGCCGGGGGAAGAGGAGCAGUAUAUCUGCACUGAGGAUUACUUCCCCUCCAACCCGGACGAGGUCUCUCUAGACAGAGGAACAGUGGUGGAGGUCAUUCAGAAAAACCUGGAUGGCUGGUGGUGGGUCAGGCAAAAUGGAAAAGAAGGAUGGGCACCUGCCACGUACAUGAUGAAGGCAGAGAAAGCCCACAUGGAGCGGGUUGCCCGGGCCUCUGGUGUACAGAUAGUGGGCAAGCUGGAGGACAUCAGCGACCUGAUGCAGGACGAGGACGGAGAUGAUUCCUGGGACGAUGAGCCAGACCCCCCACCCCGACCCAUCAGAAAUUACCUGUCCCAAAAAUCACGGUCCCUGGAGAGGGGAGGGUCCCUUCGACCACCCCCUAGACAGAACUCUAUUAAAAAUAUAAAAGUGGACAUUAAACCUCCCAAGGUGACCAAGUCUCAGUAUGUAACUAUCGCUGAUUUCACAGACACUGUGGGGGAUGGCAUCAGCUUCUCUAGAGGCGAAAGUGUGGAGGUUAAAGAGAAGACGGCUGAUGGAUGGUGGUUUGUUAGUAUUGGGGGUAAGGAAGGAUGGGCCCCCUCCACCUUCAUAGAGAGCAAGGAAAUGGAUGCUAUACCAGAGGAUAAUCAUGUAUCUAAUGUAAGCAAUGAUGCCUAUUCAGAAGUGGCAAUAGAAAGUAGCGAUGACGAAGAUUAUGAACAUCCUGAAGCCACUCCCGCCCAUACAAAUGCAUACGAGGAGGUCGAUUAUGAGGUCCCAGUGAAAAGUCCAGGGGAGGGAGAAAAACCCAGAUUUUCUAUCUCUGAACUGCAGAAUAAACUCAAACCAGGAUUUGUCAAUGAUAGACCAUCCUCUGCUCCACCAAAACAAGUAGAUAGGAGAUUGAUGAAGAACCAGAAUGCUGCCAUUAAGCGACCCACUUCUAAACCACCACCUCCACCGGUUGCCAUGGCGACCAGUAAUGAUAGCAAAACAGGCCCACCACCCAUUGAUCGAUCUUCACUUGCAGCUGCAUUGAAAACUAGGAAUGGUUCCAAACCAUCAGAGGAGGUCUCAAAGCCUGGGCUUGAGGCUCAGUCGUCCAAUUCCAGUUCUGACUCAGACAAGAAGCCCAUUCUUCCUCCAAAGCUAGCAGUUGUACCCAGCAGUGCUGGAAGAAAAUCCCCAAGUCCAUUGACAAAACAAGUGCCAAGGGAGAGAAUACACAGUGAUGGAGGGAAUAAUUUAGCUGAACUUCUGAAGGCAAAGUUUGAAUCUCGAAAGACAAUGGUAGAUGAAAGUGGUAAUACAGAGGAUGCAAAUUUUAACACUUACCCUAAAAAGUCAGGUGUACAAAUUUCCCAGCUGCCAAUUUCACAAACAAAAUCAAAUCCAGAAUUUACAGAUAAAUCUUUGACAGGAAAGCCAGCUGUACUGCCCAAAGGUGAUAGACUAAGGAAUCAUCUUAAACCACCCAAUAAGAAUGAAGGGGCCCAGAAAAGAUUCAGUAUGCAGGAAGAAAGCUCAGAGUUGACUAAUGCUUUACAAGCUAGGUUAAGGAGACAAUCAAAUGUAGAAGUGACUACAUCACAACACUAUAGUGCCGUGGAAAAACCAAAGAAAUCAUUUCCAACGAAGCCUUUGAUUCCAGAAAAGACUGUUAGUGAGGAUAAAAAGCCAAUGGUUCCUCCUAAGAUAAUGGUGAAAAAGACUGAAGGAAAAGAGAAUUCUGUGGCAGCAGUGCCAAAGUCAAGGUUUGAACCAGGAUCAAAGGGAGGUUGGAAGAAAGAAUCCACUAAACCGAAAUCAAAACCACCAGUUCUGGCUAAACCUAAAAAACCAACCUUACCUAAAGAAGAAACAAAAACUGUGGUUCCUGGGGAGAAUAAUAAUGAGCCUCCAGUUAAAUCUGGUUUUGCAAAAGAAUUGGCUUCAAAACUUUCUUCCAACAUUGGUGGGAAACAAGACACAAAUGCUGAAGUUAAACCUCCAAUUCCUAAAAAAUCACCAAUUGUUCAAAAAGUUUAUAGUUCAAAGGUUGAAAACAAUGUGAAAGAAGUGACAUCUAUGAAAUCUUCUGUUCAAGCUUACAAAUCCAUGGCAAAAUAUGAAGCAGAAGGAAAUGGAGAAAUCUCAUUUGAAGAAGGAGUUAUACUGGAAGUGUUGGAUAAAACAGACGGAUGGUGGUUAGUGAGGGUGGGAACCAGUGAAGGCUGGGCACCAGUAACAUACAUUGCACCCUGUGGGGUGGGAGACAGACCACCCUCUCCUGUGUGUGACUCUGGAUUUACCUCCCCUGAAGAGGGAAGCAACUCUGUGACGUCUGUGAAAUAUAGAACUUGUGCGGAGUUUGUACCCGAGAGCGAGACAGAGCUUGGCUUUAAAGAGGGCUUGGUGGUGGAAGUGCUGGACGCAUCUGAAGAUGACUGGUGGUAUGCAAGGGUUGAUGGGAAGGAAGGAUGGGUACCUGCUGAGUAUCUGGAGGAGGUGUGAAAGGAAGAUGUAUGCUCUUGAACAUCUAUAACCAUUCCUUCAGUAUCAUUCAUGUGCAAUAUAAAUUGCUGCAGUAUUUAAGUAAUACUGUGUUCAAAUUUUGAGACUGUUAUAAAUAAUCUUCCAUUGGAUUGGAUCUAAUCAAGUUUAUAUCAUAUGUAACAUUUACUGUGUGUGUGGGAGUAAAAAAGAGCUGAUUUUAUUCAUUGUAGUAUUUAUGAGAGAGAGAGAGAGAGAGAGAGAGAGAGAGAGAGAGAGAUGGUGCUAAUAUUAAUGCCUUUUUUAUGACCAUUGACUUGACUUCAUAUAUAAAAUCUAUGCUAAAUGUACAGUAAUUACAUUAAUUACAAUUUAAUUGAUGACUGUUUGACUGUGGUACAAACCUUAGUGCUGAAUGCAUGUAUUUAAAUGUUGUUUACCUCAAGUCAGAGACAGAAUAUCCACGUUUUUGAUAAGUAUUUUCUUUACUAUAUAUAUAAUGUCACAUGCAUUUAUAUUGGAAGAUAAGAAAUGGCUUAUACUCAAACUCGCCAGCUAUGUCUAUGCAUAUUGUAUGAAAUAUUUUCUACAAAUUUGACUGUAAAUGAUUGCAUGACAUAUUUGUUAAUCUAUGCAUGACUAUACAUAUCAUUGUUUGCUCAUUGUGAUAUAGAUUGUAUAUAUUAUUAUUAAGUAUAUGCUGGAAUCUUUUGAUAAAUGGAUGAGAAUAUGAAGAAAUUUUGAAUCAAAUGUCUCUUUAUGAGUUAAAGGUUGUGAGGUCACUUUUCAUCGUGAUCAAGUAUUGUACUGUUACGUGUGAAAAUGAACCUUGAAAAAGCUGCCACUAUUUUGACUGAUUUACAUGUUUGUGUAUAAGAUGCGACUUUUUAUGAAUGAUGUUUUAUUUAUAAUGCUUACACAGAUCAUAGAUAAUGAUUAAUUUAACCGUUGUAAUGCUAAUGAGUACUGCAUACAGGGUUAUUUUUGCCCCAUGUCAUUUUCGCCCUGUUACAACUGCAAACGGUUUAACCUUGUCUUGAAUUCUCCACAUGCAGUAAUGUUAACAAAGAUAUUUGUUUGCAAUAUAGAAUUUGACCAGUCUUAAAUUCGUCCUCUGACAAUGAGGAUAAAAGAGGCGAAAAUAACACAGGGGCGAAUAUUUCCCUGUACACAGUAUAUCAUUUAUAAAAUAAGGUUAAGUAAAGUACAUUGUACAUAAUAAUUUUUUAUAUUCAUUAUUGGUUAGAUUAAUACAUGUAGAUUAUAUUAAACUUUGGCGAUUUUACAUCUUGAACACUGUCAAUCAUAAGGGUUAUAUCUGAAAAAUUAUUCUUUCAUUAUAUGUGUAAAUUUGUUUUGCUGUAAAAAAAAAUAUUCUCUUUGCUUAUGUUUUUACAGAAAGACCAAACCAGCGAACAAGAGGAUGAUUACGAUGACAUAGUAGAAUCGGGCAUUUCUCGGAGAUACUGAUUUGAUUUAAUAAUUAACAAUCAUGUACCGGUACACCAUUUGAUGAUUUUAAUUUAACUUUAAUUGAAUAAAAUAUAGAAAGUAGACUUAAUUUGAAUACCAGGUAAUUAAUUAAUUCGAAGAGACCCUGUAAAAUAAAACAAAAAAUCUUUAUAUUGAUGUGUAAUUUGAUUGUGUUGAAUCCAAAUUUAACACUUUUCAUUUUAUUUUGGUAUAUUUGCUUACAUGUAAUUUAGCCUAAUGAGUCUUGGAAUGAGAUUUGCCCAUUCAUAAGCAUUUACAACAGGGUUUUUUUUUCAUUUUUUUUCAUAUUCAUUUUUAUUCUGCAUUUUAUUUCAAAGUAUUUUAAUUUUCCUUCAAUUAAUUUAUGCCAGUUUUAAAUCUGGCUAUAUGUUGUGAAUGAACUAUGACAUCUUGCUUUCAUGGCUUGCCGAAGCAGAGAAAAAGCUUCAGUUGUUAAGUCAGUGUUUAAAGGUAUAUUUUUCUACAAAAAAAAUUGGUGUCUUCCACUGUUUCUUCCAGUUUUGGGGGAAAUUUACCAUUGUUGAAUAUAUUUUUACCAUCUGUAAGUAUGUGUAUCAUGCAAAAAUAAAAUACACACAAAAACAAA
Molecule: messenger RNA, 5530 nt
Organism: Magallana angulata
Lineage: Eukaryota; Metazoa; Mollusca; Bivalvia; Ostreida; Ostreidae
Product: SH3 and PX domain-containing protein 2A-like
Exons: 12
Coding region: 322-3471 (1049 amino acids)
Biological process (GO): superoxide anion generation
Molecular function (GO): superoxide-generating NADPH oxidase activator activity; phosphatidylinositol binding; protein binding
Source: RefSeq, a predicted model, not a curated record